GAAAGACUUUAGUGGAGACUGGUUAGCAGGAGAGAUCCUGACUUACCUGCUGGUAUAGGUGAGCCCUUGUCCACAGAAGCUACUGUACACAACAAUUCUUCUGGACAUUUCUGAUUGAAUAUAGCAGCUUGCUGCCUGCAUCACUCCCCAUCCAGAGUUCCCCGUCUUGUGAUUGCCGGGGUUUUACCAGCCUUCUUAAACUUUAUGAAGAUAAAUAGGAAAAAACAACAUUAACUAGAGGGGCUGAAUGGAAAUUUGUCAUCUGAGUAAGAUUUUGGCUUUAUUCUUCUAAAGCUACAGUAGUACGAUAUACUUACUUUAUGAAAACAAUGUGUUGGCUGUCAGAGAAAACUGACCAGAAAUAACUCUGUAAGUGACCAAAUUUUCUUUAAAUGUUAAUUAGGACUGUCAAGAUAAAUUGCAUUUAUCAUGAUUUACUAAAACCCAUAAUUAGCACACUAAGUAUCUGUAAUCGUGAUUAAUCGCAUGUUUUAUUGUCCCUCUGAAACACUUUGGUUCAGCCACUGAGGCAUCUCCCUCUAGCCACAGUGAUAGAAAUCCACCACUGCUCCUUAAUGUCUCAUUUUCCUUAAGAAAAUCUCACAGAUGGCUAAUUGGAAGGGUUAAAAGUCAUCUGCAUCUUGUGAUAUCACAUUUUUACCUUUUUACUGUCUCCCUAUUUCAUUUUCAGUCUAAGUUCUUCAUUCUGUGGUUUCGUUUAUGUCAUUCUCCAGUAUAUCUAUAAAAGCAGUCUGAAUCCACAGUUACCGAUUUUAAGGCAGUAGAAAAAUUCAAAACGACACAAUGAUAAUUUAAAAAGCCAAAUAGUGGAAUUUUCCAGUGUGAUGAACAGGGUAUGAUUAACUCCUGAAAUCCUGUGAUUAGUUUAGUUUAGUUUCUUAUUUAUUUAUCAAGGGACAGUGUGCAAUGACAUUGAUCAUUCAUGCAAAGUAAAUGAAAACAUGGUUGCACCAGAUUUAGCGAGUUGAUCAUUUCCAUCUGUUGUCCCACAUAAAACUGACACAAAACAUAAAAGUCCCAAAAACAAGGGCAGACACCUGACAGGACCACGGCUGAAAAGACAAAGUACAAAAAUAUACCAGUGAUUAUUAUAGAGGACAAUAAAUACAUGCUACUAAGUACAAAAUGUUAAAAAGGUAAUAAAGUAGUCUAAAAUUUUCACGUGUUUUAAAGGCUAAGGCCUAACACACUAGAUAGCCUAAAUAAAACUAUAAAUAGACCCUGUUCUAAAGUGCAGAGCAUUAUCAUAAAAUGGCCAUAGUACAGUAUUAUAAAUACAAAAUUAAUAGCAAUUGUAAUGUUUAACCUAUUGCCAGUAUUAGUUAUAAGCUUUUCCACAGAUCUGGCGCUUUUUGAUGCUUUAUUUUGUAACUUUUGCUUUGAUUUUAGCCGUGGUAGCUUUACAUGCUGUUUUGACAGUAACAAACUUUUACUUUGAAAGCUUCACAGAGGAAGUGGUUUAAAUUAAAACAGUUAAUUGACUGCGGUUAGAAAAGUUAACGGAGCAAACGAGAACAGAGAGAGUAACGGUAAAAGAGGAAAGCUAGCAUCCUCUCUGCAGAUUUGAAGUCUCGGGUGAUUUUGAUGAUUUCUGCAGCUACCGUUUUUUAAUUUUUUUGUAGUUGAAAUAAAACGUGAAAAUCAUCAGUACGAGACUCAUCCUAUCAUUUAGGAGGGAUGUAACAAACUCGAUAUUGUUAUUCCUCUGACGAAGGCCGCAGACUAACCUGUUCAGAUACGCUGAGGCGGAAGGUCGUGGAAGUAGGACUAAGUUGAUUCUCACUUUUAUGAUAAAUAUAUAUGGAGCUUCUUAUUAUCACCUCUGCUAUGAAUCACUAAUUAAGCUGAGUACAUCGUGUUCACUUUUAUCUCGAGUUGGACUCCUGCCCUCUCUCGUGCUAUAAAAUAAACCAGAUCAAUCUCAGCUAUACUAUUUUUCUCUCUGAGAAGGAACCAUGAUACUAUUAAGUGUUAUACUGAGUUUUUCUUUAACAUUGGCUGUUGUUCAAACUCAGCCUGUUAUGGAAAAUUCGUACAUUGCUGCUGUUUAUGAGCACAACUUGAUCCAAAACCCCGACCCUCGCGUCCCUCUGUCCCGGUCUGCUGCCCUUCAGCACAUGCAGAAAAACCUGGACAUCUAUGAGGAGCAGGCUGCCAAGGCCGCUGAGCAGGGUGUCCAAAUCCUGGUGUUUCCAGAGGAUGGCCUUCACGGUUUCAACUUCACCCGUUCAUCCAUCUACAACUACCUGGAGACAAUUCCUGACCCCCAGCAAGAGAGCUGGAACCCCUGCACGGAGCCAGAAAAACACGACAACACUGAGGUUCUACAGAGGUUAAGCUGUAUGGCCCGUCGUAACAACCUCUACCUGGUGGCCAACAUGCCUGACCUGCAGCCCUGUCCUCUGAGCACUGACCCCUCCUCUACUUGUCCCUCUGAUGGACGCUGGCAGUUCAACACCAAUGUGGUUUUCAGGUCAGAUGGCCUCCUGGUGGCACGCUACCAUAAGUACAACCUUUUCCAUGAAGAGUCCUUCAACACGCCACCACAGCCUGAGAUCAUCACAUUUGACACGCCUUUUGCUGGGAAGUUUGGCCUCAUGAUUUGCUUCGACCUCCUCUUCCAUGAUCCUACAAUCACCCUGGUGGAGAAGGGUGUACGGCAGCUCAUCUUCCCCACAGCUUGGCUUAACACCCCUCCUCUCCUCCACUCAGUCCAGUACCAUGGAGCAUUAAGCAAAAUCAACAAUGUCACCCUCCUAGCAGCCAACCUUCGUGUCGACAAAGUAAACAUGGGAGGAAGUGGCAUCUACACACCUUUUUUCUCUACCUACCACUUUGCACAGAGAGGAGAGCCAGAGGAGGGCAAGCUGCUGGUGGCCAGGGUGCCGGUGUUAGACCCUGAGUGGCUGGAGCAGAAGAAGGUCACACAGGAUGAGUCUGGUUUCUGUCAGAGAGAUGGCUGCUCUGAUGCUUCUUCAGGCUCUCCCUUGUCCAACACUUUCACAUCAACCAUGAUCUUUGACCCAUUCACAUUUGUCCUCUUAAAUGAGAUGGAGGGCAAAGCUGAUGUGUGUCAUGGCUCCUUUUGCUGUCACCUGCAGUACAGACAAUAUCCACAUGGUAGCAGCAAAGAGCUGUAUGCAUUGGGAGCAUUUUCUGGAUUGCACACAAAGAGUGGACCCUUAUUCCUGCAGGUUUGUGCACUCGUCCGUUGUGUGGGGUCAGACCCCAGCUCCUGUGGACUUGAUGUAGAAGAAGCAGAGACCAAGAUGGACUUCCUGUUGGAGGGGAAGUUUGGGACCAAAUAUGUGUAUCCAUCAGUUUUGGCUAGCAGGAUGGUUGUGGAGGAUCCAAAACAUUUUGAAAUGGCUGCAGAUGGAAGAGUGAGCAUGAAGCACUCCAACAUGAAAGGUGGGCUGCUCACUGCUUGUCUGUAUGGACGGAUUUAUCAUCUGGACAAGGAUUGAGGUGUGCUGGAAUGCUGUAUGACAGGAGAAUAACAUGUACUUGUACUUUUAAGAACACUGACAUCAGUUUUACUCAGAAACACUUAAUUUAACUAACUCACUUUUUUAAAACUUGUUAUAAACAUAUAUUGAUAAAAAGUUAUUUGUACUGCUUGGCCUAAAAACCUAAAGUACUCGGGUAACUCAAGUUUACUUGUUUAAAACAAAUAAAGUAUUUAGAACUUGUAACUGUUUUCUUUGCACUG
Cheilinus undulatus (humphead wrasse) is the source of this 3733-nucleotide messenger RNA. RefSeq names its product biotinidase-like. Gene Ontology annotation, molecular function: hydrolase activity, acting on carbon-nitrogen (but not peptide) bonds, in linear amides. The coding region runs from base 1977 to 3488 and encodes 503 amino acids. The record is from RefSeq and is a predicted model, not a curated record. The transcript is spliced from 6 exons. Lineage: Eukaryota; Metazoa; Chordata; Actinopteri; Labriformes; Labridae.